AGAAUGUCAGAAGAGGAAGAUCCGGAUGGGACACCGCUUCCCUCCCCACCGAGCCUCCCUGCUUCCCGGCCGCAGGAAGCUCCAAGCUUCUGGACACGGACCUAUUGACAUAAAUGAUAUGCAAACGCAAGUAAAUGUAACUUUCCGCAUUUGCUGCAAGUUCAAAUUUCGUCGAUCGGGGUUAAGCGGACAGAUCCCAGUUAUCCCAGUUCCGACCCCACGCCGUUUGGAGGUUCGGGGCGAGGGAGGAAGUGGCUCCGGAUGGAGAGUAAAGUGACAAUCAGACGAGGAAAAGCAGCCUUUCCUCCCGGGGGAGCAGAGGCGGCAGGGCAGGCCGAGGGAACCUGCAGAGGGCGGUUUCUCUCCUCUUUUCCUGUCCCACCCAGUCGGCCGGCCCCCCCACCCCCACUCCCGGCCGGCCUCCGCCGCUCGCUCUGCGCCCGGGUCCGCGGCUUCCUCCCGCUCUGUGUCCCUCGGCGUUUCUCUGCGAAUCUCCGCCGUUCCCGCCCCUCGGAGAGUUCAAAAGGACGCGCGGAGUGGCGCCGGGCCCUUCCGCGGGAGCCCGUCCGACUGGUAAGAUCUGCUCUCUCUCCACUUGCUGCAAUGGCUAGCUUGCUAACCACGCCUUCUCCAGGAGAAGAACUGACGACCACCCCAAUCCUGCAGCCCACGGAAGCCCUGUCCCCAGAAGCCGAGGCCAGCACGGCUCUCAUAGCAGUUGUUAUCACCGUGGUCUUCCUCACCCUGCUCUCAGUCGUGAUCUUGAUCUUCUUUUACCUGUACAAGAACAAAGGCAGCUACGUCACCUACGAACCUGCAGAAGGCGAGCCUGGCGCCAUCCUCCAAAUGGAGAGUGACUCAGCCAAGGGCAGGGAGAAGGAGGAAUAUUUCAUCUAAUGAUUCCCGGGCCCCAAGGAGCUUACCCAGGCUCCAGGGUUAACACUAUUUAAUUUAUUAGGUGAAAGUUUUAUCUGAAACCAGUGAGAAGCACUGAUCGAUAGGGGCAAACCUGAGCUCCUUCUAGGACACAGGCCCAAAUGAAUGCCAGCAUCACUGACACCAGGGACACGGAGCAAACUGCUUAUGAUGUCUUUCGCCAAGCCUUUCUAAUAUAGCGGGUUUCCGUGGCUGCUCAGCAAGGUGGAGCUAUACCAGACAACAUGAGUAUGUGCCCAAUCCUCUUGCGGUUUUUCAAGCUCAAAGGGAAGGAGAGUUAAGAGUCGCCGGCUGCUCCUCUGUCCCCUACCCGGUCACUAGUUGACAGCCUGAGCAGAGAUAGUGUCCGUACCAGCUCUUGACGGGUGCUGGAUACCACAGUAAAGGCCAGACCAGGAGGGGAAGGAGACUAUGGAAACCCCACCUCCUGACCAAUGUGCUAUACCCUCUGAGCCUUUUUUCCUUUCCAUGUUCCCCAACAACCUUAAACUGAUGGCUACUGUUUUUAUCACAAUUAAAAAUGUUCAUUGAUAAUAGAAAUCCGA
Suricata suricatta (meerkat) is the source of this 1481-nucleotide messenger RNA. It is a transcript of the gene SMAGP, whose product is annotated as small cell adhesion glycoprotein. Lineage: Eukaryota; Metazoa; Chordata; Mammalia; Carnivora; Herpestidae. The transcript has 4 exons. The record is from RefSeq and is a predicted model, not a curated record. Bases 262 to 897 code for a protein of 211 amino acids.